UCAUUCAUUUAUUUCUUCUUCUUCUUCGUCAUACGUAUUCAUCGUUUUCUCUAUUUGCACGCACCAGGUCUCUUUAACAUUUCGAUUUGCACGAAACAAAAAUUUAAAGAAAAAAUCUACACUAAUGCAGUUUGUCCACGACAUCAGAUGAAUAAUGACCUACUUGUCGAUUGAAAUGAGUUGAUGUGUUGUGGUAUUUUGAAGUGUGCAUCCAAAUCAGUCAGUAUUAAAUUUGUAUAAUUAAAAUUCCAUUCCAAUCAUGAGUUCAUCCGAAAUUAGUUCAAAGCCGGACGGUAAAGCAGAUGACGCAUUAAAUUCUCAAGAGGCGGUCAAUAAAAUCGCUAAAACGCUUGAAAAAUCACAUUAUUCAUUUUUGGAUUUGCGAACAGCUCAAGGCCAAAUUCUAUUUCUUUUAAUAUCAAUUGCACUGUCUGUACUCAUUCAAUCACUUCCAAAUGGCACAUUCACUUCUGUUUUCAAUCAAGAGAUUCCAACACAUGGCCAUGUAACCGAAACGGUGCGACACGAAUGCAAUAAAACGCCGACAACGGCAAGUGCACCAAUCAAACGGCCUACUUAUUGGAUUUUUGGUAAAAGUGAAAACGAGGCACAUUUAAAACAUGUAAAAAAUGUUCUACAACGUUUGGGCUAUGAAAAAGUGACUAACGAAACAACCGAUUGGGAUUUAUUAUGGGCACAUGAUUAUCCAUUCAGAGUGCUCUAUCCAAAAUUGCACCAUCUUAAAGUGCAUCAAAAAGUCAACCAUUUUCCCGGUUGUGGUUUCAUCACGAAUAAAGUAGAUUUGGCAACGACUGAUUUGGAAUUCAUUCCGAAAGCAUUUCGAUUGCCCGAAGAUCGUGAAAAAUUCAUUGCAUAUGCAGAAAAAUAUCCCGAAAAAAUGUUCGUACAGAAACAUAAUCAACAUCGUCAUAUCAAUAUUAAACCGGUGAAAGAGAUCAAUUACAAUGAUAAUGAUACAUUUGUUCAAGAAUACGUUGAUAAUCCACUUUUGGUCGAUGGACACAAAUUCGAUAUUGGUGUUUAUGUUAUCAUCACAUCAGUUGAUCCGCUUCGUGUUUAUAUUUAUAAAGGUGAUAUUCUAUUUCGAUACUGUCCACAAAAAUACCAUCCAUUCGAUCCGAAGAAUGUUGAUAAGUAUAUUGUUGGCGAUGACUAUUUACCGGUUUGGGAUAUACCAAGUUUGGCACCAUUUUAUAAUGGUUUUGGUUUUGGCAUGAAACACUCAUUCGAUGCAUACAUACGCAGUAAAAAUCGAGAUCCAAAUGGCAUUUGGAUUCAAGUUGAAGAAGCAAUUCGACAAACAUUACUGAACAAGGAGAAACAUAUCAUAAAUGCGCUCAAAAAUUACCGACACAAGCGAAACUUCUUCGAAAUGAUGCGAUUUGAUUUAAUCGUUGAUGAUAAUCUGCGGGUGUAUCUCAUGGAGGCAAACAUGAGUCCGAAUCUAUCAUCGGCACAUUUUCAACAGAAUACACUGCUGUACGAACAAGUGAUCUACAAUUUAAUGAACCUCGUUGGUAUUGGCUCUUCAAUUCAUCGCGAAUCGUUGCGCACACAAACAACUGAUGCCGAACAAAUGAUGUCAGCCGACAAAAAUAUUGCUGUCCAUGCUGAGCAUUGUACAAGCGAUAUGUGUGUCGAAUCGUGUGAAUUGCCUGAAUGCGAACUAUGUCGACCAUGUCUUUCGGCUCAAGAUAUAAGCGAUUUGCAUAUGGCAUAUCGUGAGCAUGUGAAUCGUGGUGAAACCAAACGAAUUUUUCCAGUGCCAAUAAUAAGCGGAAAGUCAGCCGAUUUAAGCGAACUUAAUGCAAACAAUCAGAAAAUGUCACGAUGGUUUGCGGGAAAAUGUGCAAUGGAGUCGAUAUGGUGCUCGUAAAAUCACACAAAUUUUGUAAA
Molecule: messenger RNA, 1917 nt
Organism: Contarinia nasturtii (swede midge)
Lineage: Eukaryota; Metazoa; Arthropoda; Insecta; Diptera; Cecidomyiidae
Gene: TTLL15
Product: probable tubulin polyglutamylase ttll-15
Exons: 5
Coding region: 260-1897 (545 amino acids)
Biological process (GO): protein modification process
Source: RefSeq, a predicted model, not a curated record